AUGCCAUCCUCAACCGCCAUGGACUCGUACGCUGCUCAAAUCGCUGCUCCCAUGACGGCGCUGCAGCGUAAGCAAUUGCUCAAGCAGCUUCAGUCGCCCGAGGCCAUCAACAGCCUCCGCCGUCCAGAAAUCCUUAUGGACUUCUUCACCGACAGUCUCGACACCCGGGAUUUGAGCCUUGCGGUGCCAGCUCUCACCGGCCUCUUCCAUCUCAUCACCACCAAGAACCUCGACUACCCCUCCUUUUACCCUCGACUCUACGCACUGCUUGACCGGGAUCUUCUACACAGCAAAUACCGCAGUCGGGUACUGCGGCAUCUCGAUGUCUUCCUGUCCCCGACGAACCACUUGCCGGCAGCAACAAUUGCGAGCUUCAUCAAGCGGCUUUCGCGGCUGUGCCUCUUUGCCCCUCCAUCCGCCAUCGUGGCCAUCAUUCCCUUCAUUUACAACCUUCUCAAGCAGCACCCCACCACGACCUUCAUGAUCCACCGCAAUCCAUACCCUCCUUACACAAAGUUCAAGCACAACCUUGGCAACGACCCCUAUGACCCGAACGAGCCGAAUCCGCAACUUACCAAUGCCAUCGACUCCUCGCUAUGGGAGCUCGAGACAUGCCAGUCGCAUUACCACCCCACGGUGGCGAGCAUCGCUCGGAUCAUCUCCGAGCAAUUCACAAAGCAACAGUACAAUCUCGAGGACUUCCUUGAUCACGGCUAUGCCACACUGCUAGAGAGCGAAUUCAAGAAGAAGGAGAAGAAGCCACCCGUCGUAGAGUACAAGAUCCCCAAGAAGAUCUUUGCUCCCGCAGAUGAGAGUGAAGAUGAUGCUACUGGGCAAGACAAUGGUAUGGACGAGUUCCUGGACAUGUGGGACUUUGAGUGUUAG
Cladophialophora psammophila CBS 110553 is the source of this 885-nucleotide messenger RNA. RefSeq lists its product as uncharacterized. NCBI's taxonomy places the organism in Eukaryota, Fungi, Ascomycota, Eurotiomycetes, Chaetothyriales, Herpotrichiellaceae. The coding region runs from base 1 to 885 and encodes 294 amino acids. The record is from RefSeq and is a predicted model, not a curated record. The transcript has a single exon. Gene Ontology annotation, cellular component: small-subunit processome; nucleolus; Noc4p-Nop14p complex. Gene Ontology annotation, biological process: ribosome biogenesis.